Chaetomium globosum CBS 148.51 is the source of this 291-nucleotide messenger RNA. RefSeq lists its product as uncharacterized. The coding region runs from base 1 to 291 and encodes 96 amino acids. NCBI's taxonomy places the organism in Eukaryota, Fungi, Ascomycota, Sordariomycetes, Sordariales, Chaetomiaceae. The record is from RefSeq and is a predicted model, not a curated record. The transcript has 2 exons.
AUGGAGCGCCGCGACGAAAAGGCAACCCAGAUCGCCCGCCGCCUGGCCGAACACCAGCGCCGCAUGCUGAACCUGGCUAUCCAACUGCAGGCGCUGUAUGAGGGGCGCCGGGAGGAUGUUACGGCGCUGGGGAAGGAGGUUGGUGCUGGACGGGAGGAACGGGAUGGGGGUGAGAGACGUGAGGGCGGAGACAAAGUGGGGGGUCUGCUUGGGUUUGGGCCGGGUUGGAGGGAGAAGACCUUGAACCCGAACCCAGCCAUGCAGCUCCGGUACUGGGAUAUUGUUGACUGA